Molecule: messenger RNA, 2901 nt
Organism: Oldenlandia corymbosa var. corymbosa
Lineage: Eukaryota; Viridiplantae; Streptophyta; Magnoliopsida; Gentianales; Rubiaceae
Source: the annotation of a GenBank genome assembly
AUGGCGAAGGUUAGUGACGAAUUCGACGUCAUCACGACAGUGGAGUCACCGGAAGUUGUCAUUUCUUUCGCCGAUGAUGAUAUGAGAUUUCCACGGGAGUUUGGAGGGGAACAAGAUGUCGAGAAUUGGUUGCAAUAUUUCGAUUGCUUCUGCUCUCGGCUUUCGAUUCUGAACUCAGACAGAUUCAAAUAUCUUCAGCAAUUGUUAGUUGGAGUUGCUCAAAUUGGUAUCAAGCUUUCAUGGUUGAGAACGAGCAGUUGUCUUGGAGUGAUUUCUCUGAGAAAUUCAUUUGUCGUUUUGACGGAUAGUGCACUGACCUGGUUUAAGGCCUGCGAGAAUGAUCAAGAAAUGUGGAACUCGUGGGAGAGCUGUUCAGAGUGUUUGAUCAAAGAAUUUGGCUCUACUGAAGACUUGGAAGGAAUGGAAUCUCGUGAAACGGGGUUGGAGAAUGCAUUAAGCCAAGAAGAUUCAUCACUGACUGUCCUAGAAAAAUAUGAGGAAGGAUGUAUAUCUCUCGGUUUGCAAAUUGAUGAUAAACUGAUUGAUUUUACUGAUGAUGAUGGUUUGUUGUUGAAUUUUGGUGAUAAUCCAGGUGAAAUGAUUUAUUCUGAUGAUGAUUUUGUUUGUGCUAAGUCUGGUGGUGAUUAUAUGCUUUCAACUAAUGACGAAUCAAUCAUGCACUCUCAUGAUGAAAAUUUAGAGGAUUUAGAAGAUGAUUCAAUUGUGAUGGUUGAUGACUUGCUUGCUAAUGAACUAGAGUAUUCUUAUGCUGCUGAUGAUGUUAAUACUCCUUUAGAAAAUCUUGUUGAUGAUUUUCUGAUUAAUGAUGAAUUGUUGAAGGGUGCUAAUGAUUAUGAUGCUUCUUUGGAAUUUUUUGUUGCUGACCUUGUUAAAAUGAAUGCUACUGGUGUAAUAUGCAUGAAUGAGCUUGUGGAUAGGGAACUUCUGUUUGUGAAGUUAAUUGCAAUUGAACCAGGAGGAAAUCAUUUUGCUAAUGAUUUGGUGAUUGAUCUAAUUGAGCAUAAUGAUUGUUUUGGUGUUAUUUCUCUUGAAUUUUUGGGUGAUGAAAUUGUGCAUAUAGCUGCUGUUUGUGAAACUUGGAUGAAGGAGUCUGUUAAGGGUUAUAAUGGGACUGAGAAUAAGUGGUUCUAUGGAGAUUAUUGUGUGAUCAUAUUUCCAGCAUUUGGGAUUAUUGUGAUAAGGUUUAUUCAAGCUGUUAGAUGUCUUAAAUCAUGGGUGAAUAGGGUGACUGCAUUCAAAGGAGGUAGUGUUGAGUUUAUUAAUGAUAAAGAGUUUCUUAUUCUUGUCCCAUGGGAUGAAAAUGCUUUUUGUUUAAAAACUGAUCUUAGUUCAUAUUCUAAGAUACCAGAAAAUGAGGUGGAAAUGGUGGUGGUGUUCGGCACCUCUCAGUUGAAAGGGGAGGCUGAAGUUCUUUAUGGGUGUUGGAACCUUGAGGACAUCGAUUCUUUAAAGAAAGGAGUUGUCUAUCUUAGUCAUUUCUGGAGUUUUAAUAUAUUAGAGCAGCUUGCCACGAACCUAAAUGUUUGUGUUCUGACCUUUGGGACUUUGGUUAACCAUAUGGUUCUAUUCCAUGAUAUCAAUUUCAGUGAUUUAGAAAUCUGGAUUGAUAAUGAUAUUUCCAAAUCAUGGAUUGUUGAGAAGACAUGUUUUAGGGGAGAUAGCAAUGUUAGAGGAAAAUUGAUUCCUGUUCUUGAGGAGUUUCUUUGCACAACGAAGAUGUUACCUACGGCAGAUCAUUCAAAAUCACUACUUCAUCCAGUCAUGGAAUUUCCUCCCAGAGAAGCUGGAUCUGAACAGAUUUAUUGCCGGAAACAGAAAUCCCUCGGCCUCUUAUGCUCCAACUUUAUAAGCUUGUACAAUAGGGAAGGUGUGGAAACAAUUGGACUUGAUGAUGCUGCUUCACGUUUAGGUGUUGAAAGGAGGCGGAUCUAUGAUAUAGUGAAUGUAUUGGAGAGUGUUGGGGUUCUUCAAAGAAAGGCAAAAAAUCGGUAUACUUGGAACGGUUUUAGUGCAAUUCCGACAGCCUUGCAAGUUCUAAAGAAAGAGGGAUUGUGCCUGAAGAAUGAGAAUGGGAAUGAUGGUAGCUCUUCCCUGAAAAUCUCAGAUGAUGAAGACGAUGAGACAAGCUCAAACCCUAAUUCAUCAAGCCAGAAUGAUAAAUCUAAUUCCGUUUCGGGUUCAAAAUUAUCAGGUUCAUCCAGAAUUGCUGACACAAGAAAAGAGAAAUCUCUGUCAUUGCUCACACAGAAUUUUGUUAAGCUCUUUCUUUGUAUGGAUAUGGACAUGAUUUCUCUUGAUGAUGCUGCAAAGAUAUUGUUGAAAAAUGGAAAGGAUCCAGCAAUGACCAGAAGUAAAGUAAGACGACUCUAUGAUAUUGCCAAUGUCUUGGCUUCAAUGAACUUCAUCGAGAAGACUCAUCAUCCAGACACAAGGAAACCUGCAUUCAGAUGGUUGGGUAGGAGUGGAAAAUUUGAAAUUCAAGCUGAUCCCUUGCCUUUUGAUCAUUCAAAGAAAAGGGCAUUUGGGACGGAUAUCACGAAUUUCAAUUUUAAAAGAAGUAAAGCGGAAGGAGCGGAAGGAAUUUCAGACAAGGGCAUGAAGGUGCAAUGUCAAGUAAAAAGUGAACCUGUAGAAAACGAUUCUAAAACCAGCAACUUGAGCUACCGAUUUGGUCCUUUUGCGCCAGUAAAUGUGCCCCAAGCAGGUGUUUCUGAUGAUGGUCAACCAAAGAGGCAUCAUGAUUGGGAAAAUCUAGCAGCUGCUUACCGUCCUCAGUAUCAUAACCAAGCUUUGAGAGACCUUUUCGGCCAUUAUGUCGAAGCCUGGAAAUCUUGGUACUCUGAAGUUGCUGAAAAGAAGUCAAUACCCAUGACCUCCUGA